This is a messenger RNA of Chenopodium quinoa (quinoa), 2765 nucleotides long. RefSeq lists its product as uncharacterized. The record is from RefSeq and is a predicted model, not a curated record. The coding region runs from base 686 to 1822 and encodes 378 amino acids. Lineage: Eukaryota; Viridiplantae; Streptophyta; Magnoliopsida; Caryophyllales; Amaranthaceae. The transcript has 2 exons.
AGGAGAAAGUGAAAAUUCCCCUAUAACUUAAAUCUAGAUAGCUACUUACACAUUUAAGUUGUGCUACAAUUACUUCUUCUUUUAAAAUUUGAAAACUUCAUUAAUCUUUGGAAAUUGAUGGAUAAUGAUACAAAUACUAUUGGAAAAAAAAAGGCAAGUUAUAUAUUGCUAAUACUUCGUAACUAAUAAGUCAAAUAUUAAGAAUUCCACUCCAAUAUUCCAUGCUCUCGUAUUAUAUCUAAAUAAUGUACUCCGUAAUUUUUACAAAAUAGAAGGAUAUUUUAGGAAAGAAACCUUUUUCGACAAAAAAGUCAUUUCCCUCUAUAUAGUACUAUAGAUUUUUGAGUUGGGCUUUAUUAAUUUGUUUGGACUUUUUAUGUUAGGAUGUACCAGGGUCCAGGCCCAUAGGCCCCUACUGAAAGUCCGCCAUUGCCUAUUAAGCGCAGUUAAGGACUUAAGGUUUUUUUUUUUUUUUUUUUGGUUUUGUUUUUUUAGUUUUUUUUAAAGUCUUUUAUAUACUCCGCAUAAGACUUUACUUUAAGUAGUUCGUACUUCGUACUUCGUUGCUCUUAGUUCGUAGUUUCGUACGGAGGUUGGUUGGAAACUUUUUUCUUUUACGCUUGUGCCUUGAAGCGGCGUUUUCCGAGUUUCUCUUCUCCAUUGACGCUGGUUUUGAGUCACUAGCAUGGCACGACCGAUGGUUGAUGUUUUCUCAGUCACCGUCUACCCCAAUUCCUGGCCAUGUGAAGUUUAUGGUGAUGUUUUCGUUUUUGAGAACAAUGAUCCAAAUACAACCCACCAGCUUUAUAAACGGAGUCUAGAGCAUGCUGAGGUUAUUUAUGAAGCCGGACAAGGCUUGUUGCUCACAGGUCUUGACAUUGUGCUGUCAAUUCGAAAACCCGUAAUAUCUAUACUUCUUAAGGAUAGGGCUCAUGAUAAUGAUGUGGUUGCCAAGGGCAAUGUUCUUCUGGACAGUACAACAGACAAUGACUAUGAACAAGGCAAGUGUUCUGUAGUUGAGGGAGAUUGUGGGCAUGUCAGGGUGAACUAUAUUGCACUAGCAUGUGCACUUGUGGCUGAAGUACAUGUUGGAUUAUGGGACUUUCCAAAACAAACUGCAACCCAAGAAGAUUCCAAGAAUAGCAUUUUGGCUUCUGGAACUAUUGUUGCUCAUCAUGCCAAAACUUAUGCACGCACAACUUGGGAUACUUGGAGUACGCUCUUGAAGGUACCAUCAAAUCAGUCUAUACCGGUUGUUUUUGAUGCAAAUGAUGAACCAAUUAUAAAUCUUACUAGAAAAUUAUUGGCUGUGCCUGCAUAUGCAUCAUUGAUAAUUGAAGCAAAUACAAUCGAGGAAGUUACAAAUAAGCAAUUUUUUGUUGGCACCGCUGAAUUUAGGGCUGCACAGGGUAGAACUCAUUCAAGUGCCUAUUAUAAUUGUGAUGAACUUCAACUACGCUUUAUUUCUUAUGAAAAUGUCUUUUUGAGUGUUAGAUGGCGUGAACCAUUUGAUUUGCAAUACCAAUACUCUCCUAAAGAAUACUUGACACCUCAGCCGUGUUUUCUGUCACAAGUUUGUGAGCCGGGAGACUGUUUGUUGGAAGUGUUUUCUGUUUUUCUUGGUCGGAAAAAUGAUGAAGAUCUGAGUAUCUCUGGCACAAUAACAGUUUCUUAUGGCACUAGAAGUCUUACUAUUUUUGAGAGAGAUGACAAUAAUCCUGAUAGAUUGGUGAAUGGUAGUAAACUGUUAUCUAUUAGUAGUCCUGGGUUUGUGGACUCCCAUGCAGAUUUUGAGAUAAGAGUGAACCUUAAGGUCUCUUAAUUAAGAACGGAAGUACAACGUUUAUCAAAUAUUCUUAUGCAGAUAGUGAGCAAGCUGAUCGUGAAUAUGAUAGGCUCAUGGGUGCUGUAAUUCUAGGUGAGCGACAUCUUGGCUAUUGUGUGGUGCAUUAUGCAAACUUUGAUCGGUCAGUAAGGAUGGAAGUGAAGUGUAUUUUGCUGUGCAAAGGUAUAGGUGUUGGUUUUGCUAAUUAUUAUGGAAGAAUUGUUGCUUGGUCUGGUAUGUUUGACUAUACGAGCGACUAUGACAAAAAGUACUUUAGAAAAGUUCUUUUUGACAAGCCUGAAGACAAUAUAGAUUUUAUUCGUAGAGUAGCUUCCAAGAAGACAGAAGGGAGCUUCCCAGUUGAACAUACACGGAAAGAAGUAGAGCUUUCUAGGUCUUAUGUUGUCAUGCCAAUCUGUUACCCCUUCUUUAUUGAUGUGGACUUAUAUGUAAGCUCACAUUUUGGCAAAGGUCCUGUUGAACACUUGCAGAAUACUUUACAAUUUCAGCUUUAUGAUAAAUCUCCCAUGAAGAUUCAAACAGAAGAUUUUGACAUCAUAAUUCACAUGGAAUCCAAAGAUGAGAGUGAUGACGAUUUGCCGCUUGGUGGACCUGACGAAAUGAGUGAGUGAUGCAUAAAUGGAUCAAGGGGAGCGUUAAUUUAUUAUAAGGCUAUUUGACGUUUGUGAAAUUGAAUAAUUCCUACUUGGUUAAAGAUCACAACACACUGACUGAGAUUUAUUUAGCAAGAUUGGGGGAGCGCAUUAGUAUGUUCAAAAGAUGAAAAUAAAAGACAACUAGUGUGUGGCUCGGACGAUGUCUUGAGUUGUUAGUUUGUAAUUAACGCUUGAUUGUUUUUGCUUAAUGUAUUGAUAAUUAUCUUCAAAAUGUAAUAUUUUGAAUAAAAAUUUGUAUUAGGAGAACCAAUAUUUGUAACAAA